Messenger RNA from Phanerochaete carnosa HHB-10118-sp, 1302 nucleotides. RefSeq lists its product as uncharacterized. The coding region runs from base 1 to 1146 and encodes 381 amino acids. NCBI's taxonomy places the organism in Eukaryota, Fungi, Basidiomycota, Agaricomycetes, Polyporales, Phanerochaetaceae. The record is from RefSeq and is a predicted model, not a curated record. The transcript is spliced from 2 exons.
AUGAACCCCUACCAUUCUCCACAGCCUGGAAAUCCUGCAUCCCUCGGCAUCAGUUCCCCUCGUUCACUUCGCCCUCGCGAGCAGCUGCACGCUUCAGCACCUCGAUACCACCCCUCUAUUCCUCAGGCACUAUACUCACCUAGUCAUGUCCCAGAGUCGGUAGCAGACCGCGAUCAGGAGGCGCAUUACCAUGAUCCACCGGCUCUGCACGAAGAGGAAACUUCCAUGGAGGGUACACCAGACUCUCGAGGCAGGUUCAUGGGUGGUCUUGUGAAUCGUCUCAGAAGAAUCUCCGGCGCUUUUUCGAAACAUCAUUCUCGAGAGUCGUUGUAUUCAGAGUAUCUCGCGGAAGCACAGGCAAUGGUCUCGCAGGAUGGCCGCUUCCCUACUCGAGUCACUUCACAGGCCCUGUCGGAGAUCCCAGAGACCAGUGCCGAGUUGGAUUCGGAGCCUCAGCCCACCGACGACGGUGACGACGCGAGAACUAUGUACCCGAGUCGUUUCGAAAUAGUCAGAUCGGACGGCACCCCGACGUACAUGGACUCUGAAGCAAGCUCCGAGCAUUCCAAAGCCGAAUCUAUCCAUAUUCCGCUUCCUCCCCCGGACACCUGGGAAUACUACCGAGUGCUCAUCAUCAUCUUUUUCCUUCGCAUCUGGCGGCUUCCCUGGUCGUCCCACAGAAUCGUUAGAGACUACGUCCCCGCGAGAGACGGGAGAGCUCGGAAAGCCGGGCACCAAAAGGUCGUGGAGUCGUGGUAUAAGCCGAAGAAUCGCAAGGAUGACAUGGAAAAACCGAACAUCUCCCCUCCUCAUCUGCUCAUUGUACCUGCCACACCGCAGCCGGGCAGCAUUCUGUCCGGGGCAUACUCCUCCGCGCUCCCCCAGCCUGUUGUUAUCCCUUCACCCUACUCCGAAGCUACAACUGCAAUACGUCCUAUGCGUACCCCGGGGACGGUCACUAGCGCGGGUAUGAAUCUACCAUCACCCGGGAUGUCGUCACAUGGCCAGGGCUAUCAGUCGGUACGGUAUAGCUGGUACUCCAGCUCUCCUCAGCAUUACCCCUGGCAAUAUCCUUUCCAGUCCUCCUUCACGUCACCGCAGACAUACAUAGACACUCCAGCGUCGGGUUAUCUCUCACCACGCUAAAGUUCAGGCAUACUGUCGAGUAGUACUAGCUUAGCACCAGUACUUGGCACCUAUGCUACCGCCCAAAGAUUUAGUCUUCGCAUCGCCAGGGGUAUUCGCUUACUCUGCUACGUCAGGACUAGUACUGUUAACGAUACCAUAAUGAUCUCCAUGAGC